UUCCAUCCAGACCAUCAACAUUCGCUUCUUUUUCUUCUUCAUACAAAAUUUAUACUGAAUUUCGGUGUUUAGGUUUUAAUAAAUUCAAGGCAUGGAGAAUCCUUUACGUCUUAAGUCGUUGAAUCACAUCUCUAUAGUGUGCAGAUCAGUCGAGAAAUCUAUUGAUUUCUACCAGAAUGUUCUUGGCUUCUUCCCCGUUAGAAGGCCCGGUUCCUUUGAUUUUGAAGGCGCAUGGCUAUUCAAUUAUGGGAUUGGCGUACAUCUUCUGAAAUCUGAAGAUCCUAAUAAAAUGCCCUCCAUCAACCAGAUAAAUCCCAAGGACAACCAUAUAUCCUUCCAAUGUGAAAGCACGGAAAUAGUAGAGAGAAAGCUGAAGGAGAUGAAGAUAGAGUACGUCAAGGCGAGAGUAGAAGAGGGUGGAAUCUACGUGGACCAGUUGUUUUUUCACGACCCAGAUGGCUCAAUGAUCGAGAUUUGUAACUGUGACGUGUUGCCGGUGGUUCCAUUAGCCAGAGAGGCCUUCAGAUCAUGUUCAUCUCUCAACUGCGUUCUGCAGCAACAGCAGGUGGUGAAAUGCCAAGACUUUUCUCACUGUGCUUGAUCGAUCAUAUUCAUAUAAAUUUACACUUGAAUAUCAAACGUUGUUGUCUCUGCUAUAUAUGGAGAGAUAAAUGAAAGAAGAAAAAGAUUGAUUUUCCUACCUAA
Messenger RNA from Mangifera indica (mango), 705 nucleotides. Its product is annotated as metallothiol transferase FosB-like. The record is from RefSeq and is a predicted model, not a curated record. The coding region runs from base 92 to 601 and encodes 169 amino acids. The transcript has 3 exons. Lineage: Eukaryota; Viridiplantae; Streptophyta; Magnoliopsida; Sapindales; Anacardiaceae.